AUGGCAGGCCCUUCAAGAGCAGUAAAUAUUCGCGACGAUUCUAGUGAUUCUGAUAAUGAAAUUGCAAUAAAAAGAUUUAAAAAUGCGGGAAGGCGAGACACCAGACCUCAACAUUAUAAAACUGAAUGGGAAAAUACACUUAAAGGCUGGUUAAAACCUAUUAAAGAGAAUUCGCUCCGAGCCAAAUGUAUCGCUUGUAACACAGAGUUUCAAGCCGAUAUAACAAUAAUAAAAAACCACAAUAAGAGCUCAAAACAUUUAAAAUCGGUAAAAAAAUUAGGACCAAGUCAGCCAAGAAUUGACACAUCAUUUUUCAAAACCAACGAUGCACAAGAGAAGGUAACUCGAGCCGAAAUAAAACUUGCGGCUUUUAUUUCUGAAUACAAUUUGCCUAUGAGACUCAGCGACCAUUUAACGCCCCUCCUAAAAGAUAUUUUUCCGGAUUCGAAAAUUGCUAAAGAAAUACAGAUGGGUCGAAUAAAAUGCACCUGCGUUAUUAAAAAUGUUUUGGGACAAUGUCAUUUUAACGAAAUGAACGGCAAAGUCGAAAAAAUUAUCAAAAUUUCGACAACAGAGCGAAUAGAAAUAACCACAACUGGCGUCAGAAUGAAAACCGGGGAAACGUAUCGCGGAAUAGUUAGGUCGGGACAGGACAAGAUGGUAAGGUUGAGAGCAGCAAUGAUCAGCCAGGAUCAUUGGGGGGAAAUUUCCACAAUGUUCAACGAGGGUUUUGAUGAAAUUCUGGAUGAAGUUACACCUAAUUUAAACGUGAUACUUAUGAUGAUUUGA
Psylliodes chrysocephalus is the source of this 789-nucleotide messenger RNA. The record is from the annotation of a GenBank genome assembly. Lineage: Eukaryota; Metazoa; Arthropoda; Insecta; Coleoptera; Chrysomelidae.